Rhinolophus ferrumequinum (greater horseshoe bat) is the source of this 2835-nucleotide messenger RNA. RefSeq names its product BSD domain containing 1 (gene BSDC1). Gene Ontology annotation, cellular component: cytoplasm. Lineage: Eukaryota; Metazoa; Chordata; Mammalia; Chiroptera; Rhinolophidae. The transcript has 11 exons. The record is from RefSeq and is a predicted model, not a curated record. Bases 47 to 1339 code for a protein of 430 amino acids.
UCGCAAGUCAAAGGUCAGUAAAUAGUGGUGAUGUCAUGCAGGCAAGAUGGCGGAAGGGGAGGACGUGGGAUGGUGGCGGAGCUGGCUGCAGCAGAGCUACCAGGCAGUCAAGGAAAAGUCCUCUGAAGCCUUGGAGUUCAUGAAGCGGGACCUGACAGAGUUCACCCAGGUGGUGCAGCAUGACACGGCCUGCACCAUUGCAGCCACAGCCAGUGUGGUCAAGGAGAAGCUGGCUACUGAAGGCUCCUCGGGGGCAACGGAGAAAAUGAAGAAGGGUUUGUCUGACUUCCUAGGGGUGAUCUCUGACACCUUUGCUCCCUCACCGGACAAAACUAUCGACUGCGAUGUCAUCACGCUGAUGGGCACGCCCUCUGGCACUGCUGAGCCCUACGAUGGCACCAAGGCUCGCCUCUAUAGCCUGCAGUCAGACCCAGCAACCUACUGCAAUGAACCAGAUGGGCCCCCGGAAUUGUUUGACGCCUGGCUUUCCCAGUUCUGCUUGGAGGAGAAGAAGGGGGAGAUCUCAGAGCUCCUUGUAGGCAGCCCCUCCAUCCGGGCCCUCUACACCAAGAUGGUGCCAGCAGCUGUUUCCCAUUCAGAAUUCUGGCAUCGAUAUUUCUAUAAAGUUCAUCAACUAGAGCAGGAGCAGGCCCGGAGGGAGGCCCUGAAGCAGCGGGCAGAACAAAGCAUCUCUGAGGAGCCUGGAUGGGAGGAGGAAGAAGAGGAGCUUGUUGGCAUUUCCCCCACAUCUCCAAAAGAAGCAAAGGUUCCUGUGGUCAAAACUUCCACAUCCCUUGAAGAAGGACCUGACCCCCAGAGCCCCUGUGAGGAGAACCUGGUGACUCCAGUUGAGCCUUCAAAAGAGGUGACCCCAUCAGAGAGCAGUGAGAGCGUCUCCCUCGUGACACAGAUUGCCACACCUGCUACCACGUUGGAGGCACCAGUGCUGCCCAAGGACGUGUCCCAAAAGCUUCUAGAGGCAUCUUUGGAAGAACAGGGCCUGGCUGUGGAUGUGGGUGAGACUGGACCCCCACCCCCAGCUCAGUCCAAGCCUCACAUCCCUGCCGGGCGCCCCAGUGGCCCAGAACCCAGGCCUCCAGCCAGAGUAGAGACUCUCAGGGAGGAGGUGCUCACAGACUUACGGGUGUUUGAGCUGAACUCGGACAGUGGGAAGUCUACACCUUCCAACAAUGGAAAGAAAGGCUCAAGCACCGACGUCAGCGAGGACUGGGAGAAGGACUUCGAUUUGGACAUGACCGAAGAAGAAGUGCAGGUGGCACUGUCUAAAGUGGAUGCCUCCGGGGAGCUGGAAGAUGUAGAGUGGGAGGACUGGGAGUGAGGGGCGCCGAGGCAAGCAGCUCCCCUCCCACAGCACCUCCCACCUCCCUUGCUCAUCUCAGCCCGGCCCUGGAAGACACUGACCAAGAAUGUCCCCGCAAAUGGCCUGACAACCAGAGCUCUCAGCCCAGAUUCUGGGUUGCUCCUUACUGGCCCUUUGGGCCUCUGCUCACAUCUGGAAAGGGGCUCACAAAAUCCAAACCAAGAACUCUGACUUGUGCCAACUAUAGAAUGACCUAAGGGGGAGGAAACCUCCCCCCUCACCGGAAGAGCCUACAUAUCUCUGCUGAAUACCCACUGUUCCCGGGGACUCUUGCUGGGAAGUCCCAAGGGACAGCCCCCUACUUUCUGCCUGUGUGGACAGAAGCUGAACCAUCGGACUCGUGGAGGAAGCCCAUUCAAAACACUGUCCACCCUUUAAGCAGGCACAGAAAGCCAUGCCACCUGUCGUUGGCUAGACAGAGAUGGCGAACACAUUUUGGUUCCUAUUCCUUCGGGUAAGAAAUAUUGGACUCUGGGAAAUUUGCCUCUCUUGGUGAUCUCCCCUUCCCAGGCAUUUUCCAUUCCUAGAAAGGUUCCUUGAGGUUCAGCAUCUAGAGACCAAACACAGAGUUCCCACCUUUCCUCCAGUCCAGGCUGGUAUGUCCCCAACGCCUUUCCCAGGGCUUCUUCAUGUCAGAUGCACCCAAGUCCUUAGCCCAGCUGUGCCACCUGCAAGACUGCUCUUGCUUUUCUUCCCUUCCCCACGAACGGGGAGGCCACUUCAGGCCUGCUGUGCGUUGUCUGGUGAGGUACCUUGUCCAGCCAGCUACCCAUCUCGACCCCCUGGAGAUGAAGACACAAGCCAGCUCCUGACAGUACAGAGCAGUGAUCAAAGCCGAGUACUCAACUCUAGCAAGCCCAACUUCUCUGCCUCAGCCCUUUUGCUUCUUGAAGGGAUGUGCUGCGGUGAACUUCUUGAGACUCUCAUCAGGCUUCUGCAAAAGCUCCUCUUCCUGAAGAUAGACCCAGUCUUUGUGGCUCUCAUCCUCCACUCGUACAGAUGCACCUCUCCUGGGGGAAGGAGAGGCUGCAGGAAUCCCUGGUGCUUCACGACGCUGCUCUGGUGAUUCUUGUACAUACAUAGUCUGGUGUGUUCACCAGUGAUUUAGUGGGAUCGUGGUCAGGGCUGCCAAGAGAGCAGUGGUCACUUCCACUUCAAACCUUCAACGAGGGGGAGCGACGGAGAGAAGGCUGAAUCUUUUUGAUGGGAUGGGGUUUUUCUCUUUGUAAUUAUUUCUUUAGUUUAAUUAAUCUUUUGGUUGUUUGUGCAAUAUUAUAUAUUUUAAAUUAUAAUGCAUCUCCCCAGAGUAUUUUGUAGCCGGGAAAAGAAAAAAGGAAAAAAAAAGAUUCCAACAGCUGUUAGUUUUGUAAUUAAAAAAGAAAGAAAAAAGAACUUUGUCCUGAACCUUUUCCAGACUUGCCGUUAACAGCAUUAAAGAGAUUCACCAAAAGCUG